This is a messenger RNA of Wyeomyia smithii (pitcher-plant mosquito), 5766 nucleotides long. Its product is annotated as endoribonuclease Dicer. Gene Ontology annotation, cellular component: cytoplasm; RISC complex; nucleus. The transcript has 10 exons. Gene Ontology annotation, molecular function: ATP binding; DNA binding; RNA binding. Lineage: Eukaryota; Metazoa; Arthropoda; Insecta; Diptera; Culicidae. The coding region runs from base 110 to 5092 and encodes 1660 amino acids. Gene Ontology annotation, biological process: siRNA processing; apoptotic DNA fragmentation. The record is from RefSeq and is a predicted model, not a curated record.
AAUCCGUCAGUGGGCUCAGUAUGCGUUGAGAUUUUGAAUCAAAUGGUUUUGUACUUUGUCAUUCGUGACGUUCGUCAAUUUAUUUAAUUAAAAGUAUAAACAAUAAAAAAUGGGUGAAAUGAGCAUUCUAGAAAGUUCGCGAGCAUUGGAGCUACUCGAUGAUUUCCAGCCGCGAGACUAUCAAAAAGAUAUGAAGAAAGUGUGUUUACAAAAAAACACUAUUAUUUAUCUUCCGACUGGAGCUGGAAAAACUCACAUAGCGUUGAUGGUUAUCAAAGCUAUGGCUGGUGAUUUGACUAAGCCUUUGACGCAGGGUGGAAAACGAACCUUCUUCAUUGUAAAUACAGUCGCAUUAGCGAAGCAGCAAGCGGAAUUUUUGUCCCGAAAUGUUCCGCAUAAAACGACGAUAUAUACAAGCGAUCGAAAUGUUGACACAUGGAAACAUGACAUGUGGCUGGAGGAGUUUGCAAAGUACCAGAUUGUGGUCUGUACGUGUCAAAUUCUGUUAGAUGUGUUAAAGCACGGUUAUCUGUCUGUUAGGCAUAUUAAUUUGCUUAUUUUCGACGAAUGUCACCACGGAGUUGGUGAUCAUCCAAUGCACGGCGUCAUGGAACAAUUUUUGAGAGUGCCCAAGAGUGACCAUCCUCGGGUUAUUGGCUUAUCGGGAAUGUUAUUGUAUAAACAACUGAAAUCUGUGGAUCAGGUUUCACCAGAGCUUGAAAAACUGGAGAACACCUUUUUGUCUACAAUUGCCACUGUGGGCAGCUAUGAUGCAUACACUGAAGUAUGCAAAUUUUCCACUAAUCCAGCGGAACAAAUUGUGGGUUAUUAUGAUUCUCCAGUGACACCCAUCAUGCAGCAUAUAAUAUCAACCAUCAACGAAUUCAUAGCCACCGUAGAGAAUUUUCAUUUACCAAAGUUUUUAAAUCAAAACAAAUCGUUUGUACGUGAUAUGCCAAAACCGAAGAAACAGAUUGUGAAGUUUUUGAAAGAGAUUCAAUACCAGCUCAGUGAUUUAGGGUUAUUUGGAGGUUCUAUCGCCGUACUUGGACUGAUAGUUCAAUUUGAGCUGGACAAACGGCAAUCGGAUAGCUCAAUGUUAAGGUUGCUGUACCGAGCUUGCAUCACUUUUUGCGAGACUUUGCGGCAUAAAAUGGAAAAGCUCAUGGAGGGUUUACCAAUCAAGCAGAAAUUAACAAAAUUUUCAUCAGUUAAAGCUCGUCAGCUUAUUGAUUACCUGGAAAGAAAUUACCAUGCAAAACAAGACAAAACUGCAAAAACGUUGGUGUUCGUGCAACGUCGUUACUCCGCUAAAGUUUUGUACCAUUUGCUAAAAAUCUACUUCUCCCAGACCGAAGACGCGGAUUUUAUAGUGCCCGAGUUUAUGGUCGGUAAUAAUGGAUCUAUGCCAGAGUCGAUUGAGCAGAUCUUGAGAGCGAAAAAGGAUCGCAAGGUGCUCGAACGUUUCAAGAAAAAUGAAAUUAACGUUAUUGUCGCUACUAACGUGCUGGAGGAAGGAAUAGAUUUACAAAUGUGCAACAUGGUCGUUAAGUUCGAUCACCCACCAACGUUCGCUUCCUAUGAACAGUCGAAAGGCCGAGCCAGAAUGAAGGACAGCCAAUAUACGGUGUUCGUGAAGGAUGCCGAUAGGCAAAAAUUUCUGGAACAAUAUAGAUUGUAUAAAGGCAUCGAGGAAGAGUUGAGAAAGUGCCUCGUUGGAAAAACAAUAAAUCGACCCGAGCCGUUAGAUGCAGAUGUUCGUAGGGAACUUUUAAAUGAGAUCAUCCCACCUUUUUUCACUCCCAUAGGAGCCAAGUUGGACGCCUUCUCGGCGAUUCAGCUGCUAAAUCGCUAUUGUAUGGGUAUGCCACGCGACGCGUUUACCAAUACGAAUGUUACUUGGGAACGUACUAAUCUGAAAGAUAAUAAGAUAAUCGUGGAUGUUCUACUUCCACUGCAAUCGACGAUUCGCGAAAAAGUUUCAAGCAUACCUAUGCCCAACGUGAAGUUGGCAAAACGUUCUGCUGCAUUUAAUGCCUGUAAAAAACUUUACGAACAGGGUGAGCUGAAUGAUCAUCUGAUCCCGAUCGAUAGCAAACGUCAGCUGGAAAAUUUGAGCAAUGUUUACUUCAAACACUGGAAUGAUUUCACGGAUGACCAAGCUAAAGUGGCCGGGACAAUAAAAUGUUUACGAAGCCACGCGAUAAAAUAUCCGCAGCAAACAACAAAUUGCUGUCCACAACCAGGCAAACCUUGCUUCAUAUAUAUUAUUCGCAUGAAGGCUGGCUUUAAAAAAGAUCCAGAUAAUGAAAACAUAAAUAUUUUCCGUGAACUUUAUGAUAGUGAGAAUAAUUUUGGUAUAAUGACAACCAAAUCUUUGCCAGUAUUGGCUGGAAUGAAGUUCUUCGUCACGCUAGGUGUGAUCGAUGUCCAGGUGAUGCCUCAGCCGGUUGUAUUAGAGAACGCUGGUAGCGCAGCGGAGCUGCAACUGCUUAAAGAUUUCCAUGUGAUGGUUUUUAGAGAUAUGCUUAGACUGUGGAAGCAGUUUCUAGUUUUGGACAAUGCGAAUGAGGCCAACAGUUUUCUAGUUGUACCAUUGAACCGGUCUCAACAGAUUGAUUGGCCGGUCGUGACAAGGUUUCCUUAUCUUAGCGAACCGUCCGAACUGGCGCCUAGAGCCCGUGAGAGAAUGACGUUCGACCCGGAGCGUUAUCGCCAUCGGGUUAUAUUGCCAUGGUACAAAUCGAACAUGGAACAAUUCUACGUGGUCACGAUGGUGCAUGAGCAUCUGACACCGGAGAGUCCAUUUCCAAAUCCGGACUACAAAUCCUAUGAAGAUUACUUUACGCAAGUCUACCAUCAGCAUAUUGUGAACAAACAACAGUUUCUAAUUGAGGUUAAAGGUAUUACGACAUACCUCAACCGACUAUGCCCUGGAGCGGAGGCAGACGGCAGAAGCGCUCGCUCGAAGCAUUGGCGUUUCAACGAAGUGCUGAUUCCUGAGCUGUGCCACAACUUUGAGUUUCCAGCCGACUACUGGCUCAAAGCCACUUUGCUGCCGAGCGUUUUGCAUCGUGUUCACUAUUUGUUGCACGCGGAAAACCUUAGGGUGGAAUUGGCUACUGCAGCGGGUAUUGGAUGUUUGGAAAAUCGCAGCAUUGAUAUUCUAGAGGUAUCGUACAAAGCGCAGCCAGAUGAGAAUGAAAUGGAUUUAGAUAACAUGACUUUCGAAAGCGAUGAUGAUGAGGAUGAUGCGUUUGACUACGAAGAGGCCACAAAAGAAUUAAGUAAACCGCAAGAUUUGUCUGAACUGUUAAGAGGGCAAAUCAACAACUUCGAUGACAAUUUGGACUUACCGUGGGCGGAAAAGGAUGAACCGGAGGAUAUAGACCGCAAGUGGGAUGAUAUCACAAAAAUUGACAUUGAUUACUACGACACAUUUGUAAGAAAAUUUUCUGACUUAAAUUUACGAGAGCAUGUAGCGGAACAGGUGACUAGCAGCUACACGAAUGCUAUCCACAGACGAACCACCUCCAGUAGUCCAAAGCGUGUUCAAGCGAUCGGUGAUGUUCCACUAGAGGAAAAAUUUAAGAUCAAGCUAUUAGAUCGCACACCUGAAAACACCGUGCAGAAAAAUCUUCAACAGAAAGAUAUUUUAGAAGCGCUCACCACUAAAAGCUCGGCAGAUGUGUUUGACUUGGAACGGAAUGAGUUGCUCGGUGAUGCGUUUUUGAAAUUUGCAGCGUCAGUAUAUCUGGUCAAAAAUCACAAAGAUUGGCACGAAGGUUUCCUAACUGCGGUUAAAGGAAGAAUCGUAAGCAACCGCAAUUUGGUGUACUGUGCUAUGAAUAAAAGUUUGCCUGGGAUGAUGAAAAUUCAUAAGUUUGAUCCGAAGAACGACUGGCAGCCGCCGCUGGCAACAGUUCCGAAACAAAUCAAAAACACUAUGAUCGAACAUAAACAGUCGGCGAGACUUUUGUACAAACUAACUAUGACUGCAGAAGAGGUGAAAGCAGGAUCCAUCGAUUACGAAAAAAUGGAAAAUUUCAUGACUCUCAUGGAUGUUGACAAUAAAAAUUUAGAUCCGUCUCCCAUGCAGAAUUAUUUGUCGCAGCAGGUUAUGAAUGAUAAAAAUGCUGCUGAUGCAGCGGAGGCCCUUCUUGGUGUAUGUGUGGAUACGGUGGGUGUUAAGAGGUCAUUCAAGAUGUUGUCUUAUUUGGGAAUUCUCCCGAAAAAGGAGAAUUUAAUGGUUAUGUUGGAUAGCAAAAUUGAAAACCAGCGGCUGAAAACAAAUGUUUCAGUUAGUGAAAUAGAUGCGUUCCUAGUAAACCAUGAGCGUAUCGAAGAAAUACUUAACUAUAAAUUCACAGAUCGUGCGUAUCUUCUUCAGGCCCUCACACAUGCCUCAUUUCCAACGAAUCGGAUAACCGGGUCAUAUCAACAGCUUGAGUUCCUAGGAGACGCGGUGCUAGAUUUCUUGAUUUCAGCUUAUAUUUUCGAACAAAAUCCGUCUAUGAGCCCCGGGCAGUUGACCGAUCUUCGAUCGGCGCUUGUGAACAACGUGACGCUAGCUUGUAUUCUGGUGCGCAAUGGAUUGCACCUUUAUAUACUGUCGGAAUCUGCAUCGUUUUCCGAUACUGUCAGUAAAUUUGUGGCAUUCCAGGAACAACACAGUCAUCAGAUUACCGAUCAGGUGAAUUUGCUAGUGGAAGAAACCACCGAAAAGAUGGGCGAAUUCAUCGAUGUACCGAAGGCUCUGGGAGAUGUUUUCGAAAGUUUGGUCGGAGCAGUUUUCCUAGACUCAGGUAAUGAUCUGUACGCAACGUGGAAGGUGAUAUAUGGUAUGAUGCACAGUGAAAUUCUGACCUUCACAAGGGACACUCCGAUUCAAAUUGUGCGCCAGCUGUAUGAAUUUCAGCCAACAUGUUCGCCAACGUUCUGCCAAGCUGUUGUGGAUGAGGAUACGGUGAUGGUUAAAUGUCUAUAUCGUAUACGAAACCAGACUCGAGAAGCGUAUGGUUUCGGCCAGAACAAGGACGACGCUAAACGAGCUGCUGCCAAGGUCGCCUUGAAGGAUUUGCGGCGGCAAUAAUCGGGCGGCAUGUGAAAUACUGAGCGAAAAAAGAUUUCGCUGCUGACUGUGCGCACACUCAUUUGUGUUCUGCCUUACGAAGAAUGCUAACUGCUCUACGUGACCAGUUUAACAAAAAUCCUCCAAUUUUGUCGAAGCUUCCUGUUUGCUCAUUUGAUCUUAGAUGAUUGCACUGCCACUGCGCAGAGCUUUAGUUGCUAAAUAUUCCGUACGUACAUUUAUAUAAGAGUGCCUUGAACGAAGGUAAAAUCUUCCACUAGGGUAGAAGUUUUGUGAAGCGAAUAAUGCAUUAUCAAUAGCUGUAAGUUUGCUCUCUGAGAAACAGACUUGUAGUUAGGAGAUUAAGUAAUUUAGUCGAAAAGCAAUCAACGCACUUCGUAAGACUAAUUUGUUUGCCUUUGAAAAAAAAAGUGCUGGCGGUGGUUCUUCGAUUUGUUGUGCUAGUUUUUACCAUACCAAAUGCAACGAAAAAUGAUUGUUGCAAACCUACUAUCGCGUGAUAGUUGAAGGAGAUCGCAGUAGGACCCCGGUAAAUCCGCGCAAUAUUGUUUUAUGUAUUUUUGUUUAAGCAGUGUCUUAGUUAACGAUUGUAUAGCAGUUUAAACUUUGUCGUGUUUCAAUUAUUUUUAAAAUAUGUUAACAGAACAAAUAUAGAUAUAUUUUACGUUCCCGUA